UUUCUGUCGGCUGUCAUCGCCUGUGAGCGCUGUUUCUGUGUCGUCAGUCCCCUCCACGCCAAGCGGCUGCUGAAGACGUCCACCAUGACCGCCAUUGUUGUCGUCUGCUGUGUCGUGUUGGUGGGAGGGAUGCUUGUUAUUGUGAUUCCCAAACACACCGUCGGCUUUAUGUACGAUCCUACUGCCAACAUCACCAGGUCUUUCCUAACGGUGACACAGUACUACAAAGAUAAUAAGGAAGUUAGUGACAUAUUCGACAUCAUUAUCUACGCCACGACACUACCAAUCACCUACUUUAUCGUCAUAGGGGUCUGCACUUCCAUCACCGCCAUGAAACUACAGACCGCUGUUAAACAGAGAAAGUCGAUGACAAAGGUGACGACUGGGACACAGAAGACUGUACAUCUCGGGACUAGUAUGUCGAGUAAAGAGGUGGCAGUAACCCGGAUGUUGAUCGGGACCUCCAUUCUGUUUUUGGUGUGUAUGAUUCCCAAUAUUGGUCUUCAGAUCUUCUCUCUCCUUCUACGAGAGUUGAUUUCCACCGGCGUGUAUUCUAAUCUGAAUCUAGCCCUGUGGUAUUUUAUCUUCAUGUGCCGUGGCAUCCGCUCGUCUGUAAACUUCUGUGUGUAUUACAUCAUGGGGUCAAAGUUCAGGGUGUCGGUACACUCUUUAUAUCUAUGCGUCGGACAAACGUCAAAGGGCAAGGGUUUGAAUAACGGCGUCAAGAAAGUCAAUAUUUUUGGUAAACAUCUACCUUUCACCCAGGGUGUCGUGAAUUAUAUUUAAACUGAAGAUACAGUUUUUUAAGUGUAUUGUUCAACAAUAUUUAUCCAGACGUCAUAUUCUUUUAUUCACUAUACAUAAAGCUUGACUUUGUUCUACGCUUUUCUGAGUCCCGUGCAAUGAACACAAAUCCUUGCUUGCUACUAUUCGAAAUAUUUUUAGCCAAAUACAAUAAGAAAUAGGUACACAACAUAUAAACAAUACCAAAACUUUAACCAAAAGAGCUACAAA
Pomacea canaliculata is the source of this 1014-nucleotide messenger RNA. RefSeq lists its product as uncharacterized. The transcript is spliced from 2 exons. NCBI's taxonomy places the organism in Eukaryota, Metazoa, Mollusca, Gastropoda, Architaenioglossa, Ampullariidae. The coding region runs from base 85 to 786 and encodes 233 amino acids. The record is from RefSeq and is a predicted model, not a curated record. Gene Ontology annotation, biological process: G protein-coupled receptor signaling pathway. Gene Ontology annotation, molecular function: G protein-coupled receptor activity. Gene Ontology annotation, cellular component: plasma membrane.